This is a messenger RNA of Rhipicephalus microplus (southern cattle tick), 2953 nucleotides long. It is a transcript of the gene Zmynd8, whose product is annotated as Zinc finger MYND-type containing 8. The record is from RefSeq and is a predicted model, not a curated record. Gene Ontology annotation, molecular function: transcription corepressor activity; protein binding. Gene Ontology annotation, cellular component: cytoplasm; nucleus. Lineage: Eukaryota; Metazoa; Arthropoda; Arachnida; Ixodida; Ixodidae.
UUUCGUGCGAAGUUUUGUUUUCACCAGCGUGCUAGUGUUGUUGUGAACAAUUGAGUAAUAAUCGACUAUGCGUACCUCCGUGUGCCUAGAAUCGAAGCUGCGGACGCCCGCCUUGUAAACGGAGGAGUUCAACAAUGUGGUGUGCCAUAGGUCAACAGCCACCGAGGUUGCUUCGAUCUGGACUGUAAUGCAAGAUGAAUCCUGAAGACCAGGCUCGUCUCAAAGCCAAAAAGAGGACGGGUUCAACAGCCGGUGCUCCUGAUGUCAAGAAGCCAAAGCAUGCAAAGGAGGGGGGGGACCGCUUCUGCUGGAUAUGCCACCGAGAACCGUCGACGCUGUGGUGCGUCACGUGUCCGCGCAGCUACCACGCCUCGUGCGUCAACCUCAAAUUCAAGAACCUUACCGACUGGGUCUGCCCCGAAUGUGUGCGCAUCAUGGCGGCCGAGAACGUGGACACGCGCUCUCCUUCUCUCUCCUUCCUCACAGUGGACGAGUUCUGCAGCCUGCUUCAGUUUGCCGUUCAGAGACUUAAGAAGCACACUCACGAAGCAUUCUUGAAGCCUGUCUGCACAAAGACGUACACAGCGUACACGGAUUAUGUCAGUAACCCCUUUGACCUCAGCAUACUUGAAAAGAAUGUGAGGUGGAAGCAUUAUGGCUGUACAGAAGCCUUUCUCAGCGACGCCCGAUGGAUUUAUCACAACUGUAUUGUAUUUAACGGAUAUAACCAUAGGCUUUCCAUGAGUGCCAAGACACUGAUGAAGGUGUGUAAGCAGGAGAUGGAAGAGAUUGAACUGUGUCCAGACUGCUACAGGAGCGUCAAUACUCAGGAGUCGUGGUUCACAGAACCAUGUAGAAGACCUCAUGUUCUGGUUUGGGCAAAAUUGAAAGGAUUUCCCUAUUGGCCAGCAAAGGUAAUGCGCCUUCAAGAUGGUAAUGUUGAUGCAAGGUUUUUUGGUGCCCAUGAUAGGGCAUGGGUCCCCAUGGCCCAGUGCUUUCUGCUCUCCAAGGAGUCCCCGACGGACAUCAAGAAUCGAAAGAAGGGCCUCCACAAUGCCGUUGAGGAGCUGGAAAUCUACAUUCGGAAGUAUCGCGAGAAGUUUGGCGAGUAUCGCUACAGCGCGCCCCGAACACCACUGACGGCUGAAGACUUUCAAUGCUCUCAGGCAUCACCCCCGCCAAUGAAACAGCAGCAGCAACAGGAUCAACAGAAGGAGAAGGAGAGUGAAACAUCAAGCAAGUCUCCGAAAAUGGCAGAGGACAGUGAGCUUAGUUCAGCUCCAUCAUUGGAUCCUCCUGAGAAGGACUUGCAGAGCGACACGAACAGCUCAUUGAAAGACAAGUCCGCCGCUAGUCCGGCGAAGGACUCUCUGAGCAGCACGCCAAACUCGUCGAGGUACAAGUCCGUGACCAGUUCAGCGAGUUCAACUCCUUCGAGGGUAGAAUUCAGGAAGGAGAGCGAGCUCAUAACGCCGCUGCUAACGAGCAAGAAGGAGGGGUCGAAAAAGGAGAAGGGGGCACUACCGCCGCUUCCUGAUGGUGCACCGCAGGGAAUCUUCGAGGUCAGUUCCGAGCUGCCCGGAGAGCUGCAGAUGAAAGUCUCCAAAGAGGACAUGGAGGACAUUCCAAAGAAGCUCAAUCGCAAGUUCGAAAUCUUGAACAGUGCAGUGAAGAAGAUCGAGCGCUCCAUCAGCACAGAUGGCAGUGGUUCCACGCCGGUUGCCGAAAACGAGAAGAGCGGUGCCGAUCGAAUCGUGGCUUCGGCAACCGGCGGCAUCCCAAAGAGCGGUCAGAGCCCGUCGUCGUGCGAGGUCUCGAGCACGACCGUCACGACAGACCAGGGUGAGGUGCCGUCCAGCCAGUUUGCCGCGAAAGAGGUGCCCUCCGCCGAAGAGCAUCCUUUAGCUCCGGCUGAUGAUUUCCAAGAGAAGCUUAAAAAGACCAUCCUCUCUAUCAAGGAGAAGGUUGGAGGCGCCACCACACUUCUAGAGGAGCCAGCUGAUGAAGACGAAGAUAUGGAGGAAGAGGAGGAUGAAGUGGAUGAGGAGGCAGAUGACGAGGAAGACGAAGAGGAGGAAGGAGCAGCGGCGGAAGAAAAGGCAGUGGACACCAGGCAAACCAAGGAGAAAAGCCCUGACAACUCUUCUCCGCAAGAACCUCAGCAGGCAGAGAAGGGCGUAGCCGAGCCCGAAGGCAGAAAGUCGCCGCUGAAGCCGCUGAAAGCAGCCGCUACUGCGGAAGAAAAAUCAAGCCUUGCGGAGCAGUCAGAAAAACUUGUUCCAUCCGCGGACACUGUAGACAAGGAAGAGGAGACUGUGAAAGCGUCGAAAACGAUAGGACGUGCCAAGAUGAAAUUCACUACCAAACGAAGUGACAUAGACACUCCGUCAUCACAGCCCCCUUCAAGUGGAACUACCACGCCAACCGGGGAGUCGUGUACAGAGCAGGCAUCCGACAUUGUACAGAAAACUGCCGAAAACAUUAAGCGCAUUAGAGAAGAAUGCGAGAAAGAGAUGAAGGAAUACCACCACAUUCUUGCACUGACGUUAAAGGAAAUGAGAAUAUGCUUGGAUCUCGAGCAUAAGAAAACAAGGGCAUCUCUUACUGAGAAACAUACAGUAGACAUGGCUGCUGCUAUAGCAGAGACAAAGCGAAAACAGUGGUGUGCCAACUGCUGGAAAGAAGCCGUGUUGUACUGUUGUUGGAACACCUGCUAUUGCGACUACCCCUGCCAGCAAGCUCACUGGCCGAAGCACAUAUCAAGCUGUACCCAGGCCAGUAGUGCAAACCAGCAAACUGUCGUGAACAAUGGUCCUGCCCCCGGAGAGGUCACUCUCGCUGCCGCCAAAGGAACCACUUCCAUAUUGAUGCCUGCGGGCGGCUUCCCUGCCUCUACCCAUACUAUGGGAGGCCUUCCGUUUGACCCUGUUGAAUAAACGUCUUUUUCUGUACA